AUGAACUCAACAGAGAAGUUCUACUUUCCCGUUGAUGGCAUCCUCGAAGUGUUCAACUCUUUUACCGGGCAUCCCCAGCCACGAAUUGCGCACCAAGCUCUGCAGAGCGCAGCUCUCAUCCCGCGAUUUCAGCCACCCAAAGUAUCACACAUAACUAAAACAGGUAUGGGUAUAUUUAAAACUGUCAAAGGGUGCUGGAGACGGCAGGAUAAGAGAGUGGUCUCCAGGAGAUCUUUAAAUUCUGGGCAUCGGCAGAUGUCGACUGAUCGUCUCCCUAAAAAGCCGGUGGACCUGACAGAGUUGGGCGCUAUGCAGCCUAAGAACUGCCAAAGAAUUGUAGUACUCGGGGCGCCAAGAGUUGGUAAAACCAACAUCCUCCGGCGGUUCUUGGGAGAAGAAUAUGAAGAACAAUACGAUCCAACUACUGAAGACUUUUACCGCAAGAUGUUUCACAUUGGAGGGGAAACAUACCAGAUCGACCUACUAGAUGCGGCAUCAGAGAGGGACUUCCCAGCAAAACGGAGACUGUCCAUAUUGACAGGUAAUAUUUUUGUCCUUGUCUUCAGCUUGGAUGACAGAGACUCUUUGACUGAGGUCCGCGAGAUGCUCAACGAAAUUAAAGAAGCCAAGUCAAAAUUACAAAAGUCCAACCAUCUGGCUAGAUUUCCAGCUGUGGUGUGUGCCAAUAAAGCGGACCUUGACGCACAGAGAGUCAUCAGCACCUUAGAAGUGAUGGACAUCCUCGGCGAGGACGCGCCUUUCUUUGAGAUCUCCGCUAAAACAGGCGCCGGACUGGAGAGUACCUUUGCGGCUCUCGCCGCGCUCGGCGGGCUUCCCAAUGAAAUUAGCCCCUCUCUGCAUCAGAUCGUUCCCAUCCUGACCUACCAGUCGAUGUGCAUUGGCAAGAGGGGCAUGAGGAGGGGGAGGCACACGCGGGGACUCGGUGCUCCCUGCGCCGCAGUGGAUCCCCUUGCGCAACGCCCGAGCUUCACCAGCGACCUGCGGCUGGUGCUUGGAUCAAGCACCAAACACAAGAAACCCGAGAAGUGUCAGAUUCAAUGA
This is a messenger RNA of Cyprinodon variegatus (sheepshead minnow), 1062 nucleotides long. It is a transcript of the gene rasd2a, whose product is annotated as dexamethasone-induced Ras-related protein 1-like. The transcript has 2 exons. The record is from RefSeq and is a predicted model, not a curated record. NCBI's taxonomy places the organism in Eukaryota, Metazoa, Chordata, Actinopteri, Cyprinodontiformes, Cyprinodontidae. Gene Ontology annotation, molecular function: GTP binding; GTPase activity. The coding region runs from base 1 to 1062 and encodes 353 amino acids.